CUGAGAGGAGCCAGGGGACUAGUGAGAAAGAGAGAGAACAACUAUAGGAGCAGUAAAAAAGAGAGAGGAUGCUGUCAUAGGGAUGUGUUAGCUUGGAGUAAUGCCAAGGCUGUGUGUAUGGAUACGGAAAACGUCAACUUCAUCUGCUAAAGUCAGCCUCCACGCAAACAGGCUAGUGUCACAGACGUGGGGGUCCACUUCACAGAAGAGCGGAAAGGCCCAAAAAAGCUGAAGGCUGAGAGAGGGAGAGAGACCGAAGGUGGCCUAUCGCGGUCAUUUGGUGCCAAUGUGCGGAGGCAGGUAGAGAGAAGACAUAAAGUGAAGUAACUCAGAGAAAAGAGAAAGACGAAGAAAUUGACAACAGAGUGGCCACACCAUUGUCCUGUGUUGGGACAGGAGACCAGGAGUGACCAGGAACACACUCUCAACUCCAAUAGAACCAUCCAUUCUGCUCUCCAUCUUUCUUCCUAUCCAUCCAUCCUCGAGGAGGAGAGAGAGAGAGAGAGAGAGAGAGAGAGAGAGAGAGACGAUGAAGAGACCUCAUGACUACAGCUCUCCUGAGUCAGACACAGAUGAGCUGAUUGAUGUGGGCCAGGAGGACGGCUACUGUCCUGUCACAGGGUCCGUGUCUCCAGGCAGCACCUCUCAGGUUUUGGCUCGUAAGAAGAGGAGAGGAAUCAUCGAGAAAAGACGGCGAGACCGGAUAAACCACAGCCUGUCUGAGCUUAGGAGGCUUGUACCCAGUGCCUUCGAGAAACAGGGUUCCUCAAAACUGGAAAAGGCUGAAAUUCUGCAGAUGACUGUAGAUCAUCUCAAACUGCUGCACGCCAUGGGAGGCAAAGGCUAUUUUGAUGCCCAUGCCCUGGCAGUGGACUACCGUACGCUGGGCUUUCGUGAGUGUGUAGGGGAGGUGGUGCGCUACCUGAGCUCCUUGGAGGGCUCAGAAUCAGCUGACCCUAUUGGAGCACGGUUGGUGUCUCACCUAAGCCACUGUGCCAGUGAGCUUGACCCCCUUCUGCAGAGCCCUGCCCUGCCGUUCCCCCCCUGGCCGUGGGGCUCCUUCCCUGCCCUCUCCACACCCCCCUCCCCUGCAUCCUCUCCCUCAUUCUCCACUGCCAGCCGACGGGACCUGGGUCCACACGCUGCGACUACCCUGCUGGCAUACCCCUCCCCAGGCCUCCGUGUGCCGCCUUUGUCAGGCACGCAAGGCUCUCUUCUGAAUGUAGGGUUCUCCGGGGUGCGCAGGGUACAGUUGAUGCCAUCUGUGGCCCACAGACUGUCUCAGACGUCCUCUGAGGGUUCCGUGGCGGCUCCACCUAUUCAUGCAGUCACACGUUCUGCAUCCUCCUCUUCCCCCAUUCCUCAGCAGACCUCUUUCCGGCCCUUCAUCCCUGUGGGGUCUCCCUCUCCUCAGCGCAGGGGCACAAGUGGGUCCAGUAAGCCUGGACAGAAUUGGGGGACAGAGAUCGGGGCCUUCUGAUACACUCUCUCUUAUCAGACUCUACGAUGAUGCCCAAGGGGCCAUGGACACUGUGAGAAGACAGUGGGAAGAAAAAUGUGACUGCCAUGUUAUGACCUUAUCAUGCACCUCAGCAGUCAAGGAUAACCAAUUAGGUUACCUAUGCAACACCUUUCAGUUUUCACUCCAUUAGUUCCAUCGGUAUGUGCUACACAUCCAAAGGCCAAAAGAAAGAACUCUGAACUCAGUCUGAACAUUACAGCCAUGAGACACACAUGGAAAAGGUGGAGCGUAGAAUGUAGUUCGAUGCUAAGGGCAGCACACUGCUGUUACAUUUAAAGGCAGAUAGUUAAUGAACAAAGCCAUUUUCCCUGAUACAGGUUUGAACUGGAUUGGUCAAUGUCAAGAAUUAGCUGAGUUGUCUGCUGAUUGCCAAGUUUGACAAAAAUAGUUUAAUCAUUAUUAGGAUUUUUGCCCGUUAUUUUGUUUUAUUUACUCAAU
This is a messenger RNA of Alosa sapidissima (American shad), 1960 nucleotides long. It is a transcript of the gene heyl, whose product is annotated as hes related family bHLH transcription factor with YRPW motif like. Gene Ontology annotation, molecular function: protein dimerization activity; DNA-binding transcription factor activity, RNA polymerase II-specific; RNA polymerase II cis-regulatory region sequence-specific DNA binding. The record is from RefSeq and is a predicted model, not a curated record. Lineage: Eukaryota; Metazoa; Chordata; Actinopteri; Clupeiformes; Clupeidae. Gene Ontology annotation, biological process: circulatory system development; Notch signaling pathway; regulation of neurogenesis. Gene Ontology annotation, cellular component: nucleus. The transcript is spliced from 5 exons. Bases 530 to 1480 code for a protein of 316 amino acids.